GCCUGCCACCCUCCCUUCUCUCUGCCGCACCCUGUGGCCUCUCUGCUUUGGACUUGGGGGGUUCGCCUGCCUCUAUAAAAGCCCCAUUUGUGCCCUGAGCGAGCUUCAUUCCCCAUCAUGGAAGGUCAGAGAUACCAGUCCUCGUACAGGAAGCGUUACGGGCCCCAGGGCUCAAGCAGCACAGGAGUCAGAAUUGGGAGCCAUUCCUCCAGCCGCCUUUCCUGGCAUGGCACCCCACGCAACCUCACCCACUCCAGCCCGAUAUCCCGACUUUCCUUGGGCUCAACCAACACGGCCCUGCUCCUGGGGAGCCCUGGGGACCGGCUGGACUUCUCAGCUGACACCCUGAUGAAGGCCCAGUACAAGGAGACGCGCACCAACGAGAAGAUGGAGAUGAUGGGCCUGAAUGACCGUUUUGCGAGCUACAUAGAGAAGGUGCGCCUGUUGGAGCAGCAGAACAAGAUGUUGGUGGCCGAGCUGAACCAGCUGAAGGGAAAGGAGCCCAGCCGCCUGGGAGACAUCUACCAGGAGGAGCUGAGAGAGCUGCGCAGGCAGGUGGAUGGUCUCACUGCUGGCAAAGCUCGGCUGGAGAUAGAGAGGGACAACCUGGCUACAGACGUGGCCACACUCAAGCAGAGGUUGCAAGAGGAGAUGGGUCUCCGACAGGAUGCGGAGGGCAACUUGAAUGCCUUCAGACAGGAUGUGGACGAAGCAUCUCUAAAUCGUGUCCAGUUAGAGAGGAAGAUUGAUGCCCUGCAGGAUGAGAUAAACUUCCUGAAGAAGACUCACGAUGAGGAGCUGCGUGAGUUUCAGGAGCAGAUCAUGGCCCAGCAGGUGCAUGUUGACCUGGAUGUAUCCAAACCAGACCUGACUGCUGCUCUGAGAGACAUCAGGGUCCAGUAUGAAACCAUGGCUACUUCAAACAUGCAGGAGACAGAAGAGUGGUACCGAUCCAAGUUUGCUGACCUGACGGAUGCAGCUAGUCGAAACGCAGAAGCACUGCGUCAGGCCAAACAGGAAGCCAACGAAUACCGGCGCCAGAUCCAAGUGGUGACCUGCGACCUUGAGGCUCUCCGCGGGACAAACGAGUCUCUGGAACGCCAGCUACGGGAGAUGGAGGACCGCUUCUCCAUGGACACUACUGGUUACCAGGAUACAGUAAGCCAUCUGGAGGAGGAGAUCCAGGGGCUGAAAGAGGAGAUGGCGAGACACCUGCAGGAGUACCAGGACCUUCUCAACGUCAAGCUGGCCCUGGAUAUUGAGAUCGCCACCUACAGGAAGCUGCUGGAGGGAGAGGAGAGCAGGAUCACCAUUCCAGUUCAGAGCUUUUCCAACAUGCAGUUUAGAGAAACUAAUCUGGACACUAAAACCCCAGAGGCCCACGUGAAGAGGAGCAUCCUGGUUCGAACUGUGGAGACCAGAGAUGGGGAGAUCAUUAAGGAAUCAACAACUGAACACAAAGACCUUCCUUAAAGUCUUAGAAACAACUCUCCCAUCUUGUCUUCAGGCACGAUCAGAGGAUUUUGAAAGAUUUGUACAACAUUUUCUUUUCUCCAAACCCCAAAGUUGCCCAUCACAUGAGUCAUCACAUUUAAUUUGUCUCUCCUUUCAUUGUCACUGGCAGGCUAAGAUGUUUACUGCCCUUCAACCAUGACAUAAUAGACUCCCUCAUUAGGAUUUCUGCCAAAAACAUCUUUGUUCAGCUUUUGUACAGAUCUUAAAUGGUCUUUAGCCACUAAAAAAACACUACUGGAAAUUACUGGUAACCUGUAUUAACUUGGACUGACGGACCAGAUUUUUAGCGUUGUUUCAGAUUAGCUGCCGUAGAAGAGACCUUGAAACGUAGUGAGCAUGUUCAGCUAAUAUGUAGCGUGGUGGAGGUUGACGUGUGGUUAUGUGUAUGUGAAAUGUGGCAAGGGAAGUACACGAGGGAGCUGUGGUUUUCGGACGUCAGAACUGGAAGAUAAGCAUGGAAUGAGAGAGAUAUGUGUAAAUUAGAGCAGUUUUCUUUUUUUUUGCCAGAAUGACAGGUGAAUUUAACCUUUGUCUGGUGAUAUUUUACAUUUCAUUCCUUUGUUCAGGCAGCCACCUCUGUUUGUGUGUUCCUGUCUCACAUCUAGUUUAUUAGACGUGCUCAGAUUGGAGCUGGGUGGGGUUUACUGAGAUCAUCAAACUCUAUCUAGCAUAUGUUGAUGUUACUUUUUCACAUGUUACAAAACCCGAAGAAGCUCACAGAAUAGCCAAACAACCUGCUAUGGCUGCCUUUAAUAGGUAAAACUGCAAAACCGGGAAGAAAUAACAACAAAUGAUGUGAACAACAUGCUGGACUGUCAGUAAACUGUAGACAUUGUAAUCAGGAACCAGACACAUACUGUGCCUUUACACACACCAGGGAAGAACACAAUGCUGAAAGGUCCAAAAAAAACAGUAAAAAAAAAAAUAAUAAUAAUAAAUCUCUAUAAAUCUAUAAAUCUCUUUGUAUAGUCAUUUGCAUAACAGCCUAUUUUAGCUGUGUUUUGGUCCAUGUGACUGCACUAAUGGCAGAUGUUGAAUGUUUGUAUGUCUUCCACUCAGUGUGCAGUGACCAUGGCAACCUUUACAAUGAUCUCACAUUAUAAAAAGUAAGUUGUCCCAUUAACCGGUGCUAAAAAACUAACAACACCUCCUGAGGGGAGGUCUAAUCAGCUAAAAUAAGCCGUGAGUGAGUGUGUAGGGCAUUUAAACUUUCCUCCAUCACUUCAUCCUCUAAUCAUCGCACACUGUGUUGUCCUCUGUCUCUUGGAUAUAACAUCAUCAUUUUUUGACACCAGGACGUGCCAGGGGCAUGCCCACUAAUCUAACAGAGCUGAUAGAGACAGAGCCAGGUUGGAGGUGGGGAGGAUGUGUUUGGAAGCUGACAUGAUCUUUGCCCCUCCAGCCUCCAGUAAAUCCACCAACCUCCCUCCCCCAAAUUCACCGGCCAAUUUCUGUAGUGUUUCACUGAUAGCAGCAGAGACAGCAGAGCGUGCUGUUGAGAUAAUAUACUACCAACGCCCGCAACCAGAAACCCUUGUUUUUUUUAUGUAGAUGCUAGAGUAAAAAGGAAAGGAAGGAAGGAAGAAUGGAUGGAGGGACGUCACAGCUCAGACACUGUAAUCCAAGCUUCGUGCUUUGUUGGAAGCCCCUGCUGACUGAAGCCAUGCUGACAGGCCCUGCCACUAAUGAGAGUGGUGCUACAGUACGCCAAAGCUGGCUGUCUCUGUGCUCGUCGCCAAGGACACGCUGUGAAUUUGUUUUUCCCAUGUGCCUCCCGCCUCCUCCUCUCUACAACUUCCACCCCUGUCACUCAAACCCCUUCUCCUGUGUCUCCUAAUAAGAUGCAUCCCUGUCUUGUGUUCACUCUGUUUUGUUUUGUCUUUUUUGAAUAUCAGUCUGGAUAGAAUCUCUGACUCCUGUGUCUUGUAGCAAAAAAACAACUAAAUCCUGCUUUUUUUGUUUGGAAGAAACUUCUGCAAAUGUGAAUAUAACAUUAGUAUUGACCAAUGCAAUUUAUUAUGGUGUCAUGUUAACAACAAUAAAACAUUUGUUUGUUA
Dicentrarchus labrax (European seabass) is the source of this 3572-nucleotide messenger RNA. RefSeq names its product glial fibrillary acidic protein (gene gfap). The record is from RefSeq and is a predicted model, not a curated record. Gene Ontology annotation, cellular component: cytoplasm; cell projection; intermediate filament. The transcript has 9 exons. Gene Ontology annotation, biological process: regulation of chaperone-mediated autophagy; intermediate filament organization. The coding region runs from base 118 to 1473 and encodes 451 amino acids. NCBI's taxonomy places the organism in Eukaryota, Metazoa, Chordata, Actinopteri, Moronidae. Gene Ontology annotation, molecular function: structural constituent of cytoskeleton.